Anolis carolinensis (green anole) is the source of this 6164-nucleotide messenger RNA. It is a transcript of the gene parp3, whose product is annotated as poly(ADP-ribose) polymerase family member 3. The coding region runs from base 493 to 2121 and encodes 542 amino acids. The transcript is spliced from 12 exons. Gene Ontology annotation, cellular component: nucleolus; site of double-strand break. Gene Ontology annotation, molecular function: NAD+-protein mono-ADP-ribosyltransferase activity; NAD+ poly-ADP-ribosyltransferase activity. Gene Ontology annotation, biological process: double-strand break repair; protein poly-ADP-ribosylation. Lineage: Eukaryota; Metazoa; Chordata; Lepidosauria; Squamata; Anolidae. The record is from RefSeq and is a predicted model, not a curated record.
UCAAACUGCGACUGCCGGGAUCCCAUAGCCUUGAGCCAGGGCCGUGUACUGCACAGUGGUGCCAAAGUGCAUUCAUUUGUUCUGUGCAGUGUGCUCCGGCUCCUUCUGCAAAUGGGCGGGAGGCUGAGGUCAGCAGGAGGAGCCUCGCCAGCACGGAUCCGACUUGCCCCGACUUGUCUUUUGCCGCCCCUCUUCCUUCUUCCCUUCCCAUCCCGAGGCCACGAAGCCACGCAGCCCUGAGCCAGGCACGCAGAUUGCCCCCAGGAUACAGAAGCCUUCUUUGCAGGUAAACUGGGCCAGGAACACUGGAAGGUUGAACAGUUUGCCACGUGGGAUUAUUUCACGCCGAAUCCAAUGGGCUUUAGUGUUUCCACUGAUCAGUUGCCAGGAGACUGUGUCAUCUCUGAGGGGUGGGGUUUUUGCAGUUGCCUGAAAGAAGCGACAUCCAAAGUUUGACUCUUUUGGAAGACAAGUAGAAGCUCCAAAGGAACCAUGCCGCCCAAGCGCAAGGUUUCUGCCCAAACCCCAGCUCCUGUCAAGGGAAAGAAGCUUAAAAAGGAGCCUGAGCCAAAGCCAGAACCAGAGGAAGACAGUUUCCAUUCCACUUUGGUGGCUCUGAAGGCAGCUCCCAAGGAGAAGCUGAAAAGUAAAAUUGACUCUGCCUGUUGGCUGAGCAGCUCUGCUGGUGAUGCUAAGAUUUAUGAGGACUAUGACUGCAUGCUGAACCAAACCAACAUUGGCCACAACAACAACAAGUUCUACAUCAUCCAACUCAUAGAAGAGAAUGGGAAAUACAGUUGUUGGAACCGCUGGGGCCGUGUGGGUGAAGCAGGACAGUCAAAACUCAACAGUUUCCCAUCCUUGGAAGCUGCAAAGAAGGAUUUUGAGAAGAAGUUUCGGGACAAGACAAAGAACAACUGGGCUGACAGAGAUAACUUUGUCUGUCAUGAUGGCAAAUAUACCCUUAUCGAGGUGCAACAGGGGGAUGAAGAAGACCAAGAAGUGAUAGUCAAGGUGGACAGCACAGAUGGAGUGAAGCCAGCCAAGCAGAAAAUACGUCCAUGCACCUUGGAUAAGCCAACCCAGGAACUGGUCUCCCUCAUCUUCAGUAAUGACAUGUUUAAAGAUGCUAUGCAGACCAUGAAUAUAGAUGUGAAGAAGAUGCCCUUGGGGAAGCUGAGCAAACAGCAGAUUGCCAAAGGCUUUGAAGCUUUGGAGGCCAUAGAAACGACCCUGCAGGAGCAGUCAUACUCCCAGAAGAAGCUGGAAGAGCUUUCCUCUCGCUUCUACACCAUCAUCCCCCACAACUUUGGCCGCUGUCGUCCUCCAGCCAUUAAUACGCAAGAGAUCAUCCAGGCUAAGAAAGAUAUGUUGUUGGUACUGGCAGAUAUUGAAUUGGCCCAAAGUUUACAGGCCCAGAAGAAGGAGGAGGAGGAAGAAGAGGAGGAGAUGAAGGAAGUCCCACAUCCACUGGACAAGGACUAUGGACUCUUGAAGUGCCAGCUUACUUUGGUAGACCCAUCAGUGGCGGAUUAUAAGCUGAUUGUAAACUACAUAGAGAAAACAGGCUGCAGUUAUCGAAAACUUAACGUCAUGAAUAUUUGGAAGGUGAACAGGGAGAGUGAGAAUAGCCGUUUCAAGAUCCAUGACCAUCUGCAAAACAGGCGUCUGCUGUGGCAUGGCACCAAUAUUGCAGUUGUUGCUGCCAUUCUGAAGAGUGGCCUGCGCAUCAUGCCACACUCUGGUGGACGUGUGGGCAAGGGCUUGUACUUUGCAUCUGAGAACAGUAAAUCGGCAGGUUAUGUUGGCACCACCUCCAAGCAGGUGGGGAUCAUGUUCCUGAAUGAGGUGGCCCUAGGCAAAGAGCACCGUAUCACCUGCGAUGACUCUUCCCUACGCAAACCACCAGAUGGUUAUGACAGUGUCUUGGCAUGUGGCAGGACUGAACCUGACCCUGCGCAUGAUAAAGAACUAAUCCUGGAUGGGAAAAAAGUACUGAUAUCCCAAGGAAAGCCCAUCCCCAUAAAGCAAUACGAGAGCUCCUCCUUCAGCCAGAGCGAGUACCUCAUCUACCAGGAGAGUCAAUGUCGCAUCCGUUACCUCGUCCAGUUUCACUUCUGAGGGGUUUCUUGGUUUGAUCUCCUACCAGGCCUGAUCUGUUGCAAUUGGGGCCCUUGUCUUUCUAGAACAGUCCCUGUGAGAGGGACUAUAAUACCAGUCUUGAGUGCCUUGAUAUAAGUGACAACACAACAUUCCCCAGCUCUAUGCCAGUGGUUUAUUAGGGAAUUCUGGGGUGCCAGUAAGACUAAGAAGAGAGAAAAUUCUCUCUCUUUUUUUGUUUUGUUCAUGUUUGGAAAGUAAGAAAAAAAGAAUCUUAUUUAAUUGGUUGAAAUAUAUCCCUGAGACAGCUUUGUUGGGGCACAGCCCCUUUAGAAGCAAUUUGGACCGGUGUGUCCUGUAAAUAAAAGUGUGUGUAGGGUUACUUUUUUGUGUGGCUACAUCCGUUCUCAGGUAGUCAAUAUAUCUGCUUUUGUAGCUUCUGCAAUACAGGCCUUGAGGUACAGUAUGGUUCAAUGAAUUGCCUAUGGGCGAGUUGUAUGUAAAAGAUGUGGAUUAAUUUCUUCGAUGAUGUGCACAUCCAUAUAAAAGCUGCCUGGGCAACUGUGACUUUUUAGAUUGUGGCUGCCAGCAUCCUUCACCACUGUUCAUGUAGACUAGAGUUGGAGAGAAUUAUUAUCUAGCAUAACCACUUCUGGUAUAAAGGGGGUCUAUACCUGUUUGUACCCCCCUUCUGCCUAAGUCAGAGUGGAGAAUGCCUGUCCCUCCAGAUGUUUUUGAGAAUCUAAUUCCAUUCAACAGUUACCAGCAUAGUAAAUGGUAAGGAAUCAAUUUCCAAACUUCUGGGCAGUUGCAACAUAUUCACUGGCAAGAUAAAUUUUGCAGUCUGUAGCAUCCCCCACAUUGCCGCUCUCCCAUACCAAAUACCAAGGUUGACUAGUUUGGCAGUUGAGCCUUAUGUCAAGAAUAGCAACAGAACAGUAUCUGAGAGCAAAAGGCAAGCUCAUGGGAAGCAGGGAAGCAAGAUGACACACACAGAUCUGUGUUUGUCAUGCCUUCAAUGCUCUUCUCACAACCCCCCAUCCAUAUCUGUUAUCUGAGGCAUCUGUCUCCAUCUAUGUAAGGGUAGGGCUGGCCCAGCUCAAGUAAUAAACAGCUUUUACAUGAUGUCCCAGUAUAAUGGCACAAUUUUGCAUUCCUUUUGUGCAGUUGUUGCUUUAUAAGUGGCUUAUCUGACUGUUCACCCACUCAUUUCAACUAUCUUUGCUGCUACAGAGCCAGAGAAACUGACGAAAGGUAGCCAUGAAAGCACAACUUGAGAAAUUUAGAUAGAAGAUAUAGACAGCCCUUUUCUAUUGGUUGAACACUUAACAGGUGGGGAAAAGCUGUUGCCUAUAUUUUCCCAUAUUUGCUAAUUCCUAUUACACCCAAGUGUGAUGUGGACAAACUUAGGCGUAGUAGGACUGAGCAAUGUCAAUGGAAAAUGACAGUCGAUGGAAAAAUGACAAUUUAUAUUUAUUUAUUAUAUUUGUAUAUAUAUUCCUACCAAUGUUUUCAAGAUGGAAUACGGAUUCUCUUGUUCGUGGGUCUUUCUUCAUAGUAGCUCGGUAGGAUAGGCCAGACUCAAUGGUGAUCCAGUGGAUUUCAUAGCACAGCAGGAACUGGAACUUGGAUCUCACAAAUCCCAAGUCAAUAGUGUAAUCAUUACAGGCUUGGGGAAUUCAUCCGACAUCAGAACUAGGGAAAGUGUGUUUCCACCUUCACCACCAAUGCCCUGCUCUGCCCCACACGGGUUGUGUGUAUGGCUGAGUCUUAAAGCAGGAAUCACCAAUGGACAGAACAGAUACCAGUAAAUUUGUACUGGUUCUGUCCUUCCUUUGAAUUCUGCUUUGAAAUUAAAGAGCUAGGCUUCUGGAUCUUUAAUAGUGUUUGAGCAGUUGAUAGUUCCUCUGAGAGAGGAAGAAGGGCCUCAGCCUCAAACACUCUUUUUAGGGGUUGAUGAGUUUUUUUUGUCAAGUAUGCUACAGUCAAUCUCUCUAUAAUUACAGUGGAGGGGGGUAUUCCCCGCUGCUUACUCCCAGCUUGAAGAAGAAAUGGCUAGAGUGGUUUAUGAGCCUGCUUUUAAUUUGUGUGAGUGAUUAUCUAAAGAAUUACUGAUAAAAAUCUCAGGCAUAUCUCAGAAAACAAUGUGUUCCUGGGUAUUCCUCCUUUAACAAAAAUAUGAUGCCCAAGGCAGGGAUAGCAUGGAUAAAAUAAGGAUACAUUUCUGUACCACUAAAAAGAAGAGCAACUCAACUUGUUUCAGCAGACUUUUUGUCCAAAACUAACAGUAUACACAUGUGAAAUAAAAUUAGGUCUGGUAAGUCCUUGCAUAAGUAAUCAAAGAUAUUCUCAUGGAGACCACUUUCCUUCUUUCAAAAUGCUUCCAGAGAUUACUUUUCUUUCACAGAACUGCACUUUCCCAUGAUUUCUGUUUUCUUGUCCAAACUUAUAAACCUAUGGUUUUUAAUGUGCUGGAAUAGCUGAUGAGGCAGGCUUACCUGCCACCGCAGUUUUGCUGUUCACAUGUUCUUAGUAAGGGAGCCUGGGGGCAGUUGCUGCUUAUCUUGGUCUUUUUAUAUAAGCACGUUCAACUACAGUAUGAUCAACUACAGCAAAAUUCCAUUUUCCCAUCUCAAGCUUUAUUGUGAUGUUUACAGCAGACAUUCAGUUCCAAUCCAGCACUGGAAGCCUGUGUUUCUUUAUCCCCCACUAUCCUCCCAGUGCCAAUAGAGGAUUUUUUUUUUAAUGCAACUAACAAGAAAAGUAAGAGAAGUUGGAGGCCAAAUGGGUAUGAAAAGACUGUGAGAAGAAUCUUCUUUGUUAGAGGCUUUGUUAGCUGAAUUAUACAUUUAUUAAUAAGACUUAUAGUUUAGCCUCUUUGGCAGCUGCAUUUCAUGAAAUAUGAAUCUGCCCCAUAUUGUUCAGUUAUACAUAUGAAAACCUUUCUCGUUCAUGAGUUUCUCUGGAGUCCACCUGCGUUUUCUUCCUAGUUGUUUUUUACACCCUGAGUUGUGAAACUGGUUUCUUCUGAUAUUUCAACUCAUGCGAAAUGUUGAGUUUUUUGUCUGUUUACAUGCAUGGUUUACAUCUGGUUAAAAUACACCUUGUUUUGUAUUCAUUUGGCUCCUUGGAAAGUAAAAUUUCAUAAAUAUGUUGAAUGCUCCAGGUAAGAGACACAUUGUCUCACAAGUUCUUAGAAGGUUCAAGCACUUUAGUCAAGACCAAGAUAACUUUUUCCAGCUCUUAGCCCAUGUUACGAAUGUUACUUAAUUUGCUUAGCAGUUGCUCUAUUACAUUGUGUCAUGGUGGGGUCUCCAAGCAGCAGUCAGAAACCUGUUCCCAUGUUGAGCUGCUGAUAAGCAGACUGCAGAAUGUAUCCGUGCAACAUAGGUGCUCUUCUACUGGACCUCAUUGUCUCAUUUAUUUCCACUUCAGAAAAUCAUAAAAAGAGACUACCCAUAUAGCAGGCACAAAUUAAUAUUAGCCAUGAAACAAGACAAUGGAAAGCAAUGAUGUCAUUUAUAAUCCUUAUGACCAAAUAUAAAACAAGGACAGGAGCUAAAUCGAUGAUUUCCUUGCAUUUUGCUCUGAGGAAGGCUCUGGCUUUCCUCAGUCUAGAAGGCAUAGUAGUGGAAUCAGACACAUUGUUGCAGUAGUCAGGCCCAAAAGGAGAGCACAGCCCAUCACUGCAUGUCUUCAUCACAACACAGAACAAUGCUACUUUUUCUUUUGAAGCAACAAGUCUGUGAGUGUGCAUGAGAGAGAGAACUGACAGUACUCUCUUGUCAUUAACAGUUUUGUUCUCUCUGAAACAUGACAUCACAACUCCAUCAAAGCACCAGUCUGCAAGUCUAAGCAACCCAGUAGCCCUGUGUUAGGUCUGUGAGAUAUUAGCACCUAUCUUUUGAUAAAAAUAGGAUGCAUGGUUCCCAGACAGCAAUGCUCUAAGGAGCAGAUGUAACAAGCAGUAAAUAUAGAAAAUAAACAAGCAGAACAUGGCAGCCUUUCAUAGUUCAAAUGGCACUGUAAUAUCACAUCAUUAAUAAAGAACUUUUCAAUGCGCA